This is a messenger RNA of Drosophila pseudoobscura, 1525 nucleotides long. It is a transcript of the gene unc-119, whose product is annotated as unc-119 lipid binding chaperone. The record is from RefSeq and is a predicted model, not a curated record. Gene Ontology annotation, cellular component: cilium. Gene Ontology annotation, molecular function: lipid binding. Gene Ontology annotation, biological process: nervous system development; lipoprotein transport; cilium assembly. Lineage: Eukaryota; Metazoa; Arthropoda; Insecta; Diptera; Drosophilidae. The transcript has 4 exons. The coding region runs from base 597 to 1409 and encodes 270 amino acids.
AUUGCAUGGUGUGAUUAUUUGUAUACGGUCACACUGCUGCUCACACAUACUAGAUAAUACUGGAGACAACAGAAGUUUGGUUUUAUUAAAUAGGAGAGAAUGUCUCGAAUUUAAACAAAACUAGAUAGCUUAAUGUGAUCAUAUGCAAUGGAUAUGUUUCUCCACAAUAGUUAAAACUUAAUCCAGCAGCCACGGGGCAGCCGAAGCAGCAGGAUCUGAAGCAACAAAAGCAACAGCAGCAACACCACAAAGAAAGGAAAACAUCCACACACACACACAUAUCCACCGACUCUUGCAUGUACACACACACCCACACAGCGCGGAAGAGCAAAGGAAAAACAAACACAAGCACAUAGAACAGAGCUUUUCCAGAAAUUGGGUCGCGUUUUUGUGUUGUUGUUUUUGGCAAAUGUUAUGGCAACUCUCGAUGCGUGUAUAUGUGUUGUUUGAGCGUUGCCCCGCCGGAGCAAAGAGCGCACAGUAGGAGCGACCCCAGGAGCAGAGCAAACCCCAGCCAUUCCACCAAAAGGAGACCACCCAGUAGACCUUAGCCGCAGCCACAGCCUCACAGUCGAUCCAUCCAGCCACGUCCAGCCAUGAGUGUCGUGGGCAAGCAAUUGAAUCCAGUGCAAUCUUCCUCCGCCAGCACCGCCUCUGCUUCUGCGUCUGCCAGCACUGCUGCGGCGGCCGCCUCCGUCUCCGCCCCGGGCAGCGGUGAUGGCAACGGCAGCAGCGGGGGGCCGAUGGGAGCUGGAGCUGCUGCUAAUGCUGGCGGAGUCGGUGCCGAGGGCAAGCGCAAGGAGGAGUCCAACGUCAGUCCCGAAGAGGUGCUGCACCUCACCAAGAUCACGGACGACUACCUCUGCUCGGCCAAUGCCAAUGUGUUCGAAAUAGACUUUACACGCUUCAAAAUCCGCGAUCUGGAGAGCGGUGCCGUGCUCUUUGAGAUCGCCAAGCCACCCAGCGAGCAAUUUCCGGACGGUCUGUCCGUGGAGGAGACAAUGCUGGCCGCCGCCGAGGAGCUAUCGCUUGACGACACUGCCGACCCCAAUGCCGGACGCUAUGUACGCUAUCAGUUUACUCCGGCAUUUCUCAACCUAAAAACUGUGGGCGCCACGGUGGAGUUCACUGUGGGCAGUCAGCCAGUGAACAAUUUUCGAAUGAUAGAGCGCCACUUCUUCCGUGAUCGCCUGCUGAAAACCUUUGACUUUGAGUUUGGCUACUGCAUUCCGUAUUCGAAGAACACUUGCGAGCACAUCUACGAGUUUCCUAAUCUUCCACCCGACCUAGUUGCUGAAAUGAUAUCGAGCCCCUUUGAGACGCGCUCGGACAGCUUUUACUUUGUGGAGAAUCGUCUUGUCAUGCACAACAAGGCCGACUACGCCUACGAUGGCGGCAUUAUCGUCUAAACAAACUACAAACCAAAAGCCACAAGCAAAACAAAAGCACAAAAUACAAAAAAAAUGAACAAAGAGAGAGAACUAGAGCAAAACUAAUAACUAAACAAACAAAGCAAAAUGAAGAA